UUUUUGUUUCCAGCAGUAUGGGACAACUCAGUUGUGAAAUUACUGAAAGCUGAAUACAAAAGGCGCUCUCUGUUAAGACCCCUUCUUUGGGACAACACCAUCGAGUUACCCCUAGAGAAUGUCUACACGAGACUCAAAAUCGUUUCACGACGAAAAUUGGCCAUCCAGGUCAAAGACGAUAAGGUGAAUGCUUUCAACAUCUUCAAAGCUCCCUUUAAAGGUAAGGAUGUCAUGACGCUAACUGACGUCUUGGACGAAAAUAGAGCAAAUGUGUUCGGCAGCUUCACUGUUCCCGAUAAAAUUGAGGAUGUCGUGUCGCCAGCAGAAGGGGGAAACGCAGACGUCCUAAGAGAACAUGACGAGGUCAACGUAUUUGAAAUCUUCAAGACCCUUGAAAAAGGUGAGGAUGUUAUGACCCUAGUAGAAGGAAGUCCAGGAAUCGGUAAAACUACGUUUUGCCUCAAACUUGCUUAUGACUGGGCACGUGGAAAAAUCCCAACGGAGUGUACCUUUCCCAAAUUUGAAUUUGUAUUGCUCCUCAAAUGUCGUGACAUUGAUGGAAAUAUCAUGGACACCAUAAGGGAACAACUUCUGCCCAGAGAUAUCAACAAGGAGACUGUGGAGAAAUUGUUGCACUUCAUGGAGGACAUUCAUAACCAAGAGAACAUUUUAAUCAUUUUGGAUGGUUUGGAUGAGCUGCCUAAAAAAUCCCAGCGUCAUGUGGAUGAGCUGCUUCACCGAAGAAUUUUACCUUUCUGUUAUGUUUUGGCUACUUCGCGACAAGAAAGAGGUAUUGAUGUACGAAAGAGAUUUGUCUUUGACAUUCAUUUGGAGAUCAAAGGAUUCACAGAAGGCGAUGCUUUUGAAUAUAUCAGAAAACAUUUCGCAAAUAUUGGUCGAGGACAUUCACCAAAGGGAGAGAGACUCAUAACAGAAAUAAAAGACAACGAGUUUUUGCAUGCUCUCCGAAGCAACCCCCUUAAUUUACUCCUUCUCUGUAUAAUCUAUGAGGAUUAUGAGGGAAAGCUGCCAUCAUCCCGUUCUAGGCUUUAUCAAGUUAUUGUCCUUUGCCUUUUAAGACGAUACUGCGCUAAACACAACCUGCAAGCCCCCGAAGGUGACGACGACCUAGAGAGGUAUUUUGAGAAGGACAUACUUGCACUAGGAGAGCUAGCUUGGAUGUGCCUGCUGAGUGAUCGUCAUGGUUUCCAUGAAAAUGAAUUAGCAGAGCUUGAAAGAAGAUACAAAGGAUUGGUAUCCCGUCACAUAGGCCUAGUUUACAAGGAAGAAAGUCUGAAGAGGUUAAAACCUCAACAUGAGUACUACUUUCUUCACAAAACCUUCCAAGAGUACUUGGCUGCGGCAUAUGUUGCGCACAAAUUGCGAAGAAAUCAAUUGAAUUUGUUUGAACGUUUAAGCUUUGAUGAUUUGGUGCAUAAAUAUCGUCAAGUGUUUCUUUUUGUGUCUGGUAUACUGGGGAUGGAAGCCAGCGUUCUAUUCGCCCAGAUAGGUGAAGAGCUGAAGAACCGGGGAGGAUGGAACUGGAGCGAGUGCAGGGUCCUGAACACGCGUGAUAUUGCUGGUAUUGCUGUUUUUCCUCGUCGGGGUGUACUUUUAAACCCUGGUUUAGCAACAGCAACUUUUCUUACUGAAAGCUUCAAUGAAAGUGGAUAUGCUGAAAAAAUGGUAGAUACUCUUUGUUCCCAUGUACCCUUCCCACAGCAAGUUGAAGCUGACUUCUCCAGUGAGGAGACGUGCAAUAUAUUUCACGUUUUAGAGGCAUGCAAAAGCUUUCGUAAUUUACCAAAGCCAGUUAAACUUACGGUUCGUGCUGAAAGGCAAGAUAUAUGGCGAUAUCAGAGUAUUGCGGGGUACAUACAAUCCUGCCCAAAGACACAGAAACUUAGCCUUUUUACCCCUGUAGUUACAUUAGACCUAGCCAAGGCGCUACGCGACGGCCUAUUUGGAAACACGACUUUAUCAGAGUUUACCCUACAAAUUUCUGACAGCAUCCCUUGCAAUGCAGCUGUUUUAAUCGGUGAAUUGUUGGCUGCACGCAGAUCCUUGAGAAAAGUAACGUUUCAACUUGACAGAGUGUGGGAUGAGAAUUGGGCCAGUGCUAUUGAACCAGCUUUGUUUGCGGACACUCCUUUGAAUUCUGUGGACCUCCAGGUUCGUGAAUCAUUGAGUGAUACUGCGGUCCAUGGUUUAGGAAAGCUUUUAUCAAAUAAAGCUUUGGCCUCAUUUUCCCUUAAUAUCUCUGGAGAUGUGCAGGAAUUUGUAAUUGAUGUUAUUAGCAGAGGAAUUGCGCAACAAACCGCCCUCAAGUCAUUGGCUUUCAGCAUUGACGGCAACCUUAGUCUCUCUGGUGUGAAUGCUCUUCAAAACAGUCUUCUAGAAAAUCGUUCUUUAAGUGACUUAGCAUUGACUCUCCGUGGGGAGAUUCCUGACAACUGGCAGUCUGUUGUGGAAAAUCUUUGUUCGGUAAAGAAGGGAUCAGUUAUCUGUACUUUUCAUCCAGACCCGGGCAGCAGUGUUACAUGUAAUCAAGUGGUACAUUUUCGUCCUGCUAUGGUCGAGAGGGGGUUAGAAACAAAACAACACUUUACUGUAGUUCUUUGGGGAGAGUUGAAGUGUGGUGGAGCAGAAGAUUUAUGUAAGAUCUUGGUGCAUGUUCCCCUGACAAGCCUGGCUCUGAAAGUGCAUGGAAAAUUAAGUGAUAGUGUUGCUAAUAUUAUUAAAAGAUAUAUCGGACAACAAAAUACACUAUCUUCCCUGACAAUUGAUACUUGGAGAAAGUUGGCCCCGGGGACAAGAACCCUACUUCAGGAACUAUCAGAUAAAAAUGUAACUGUUCAAGUAAAAGAGCAUGGCGUCUCUGUUGUUCCUAAGGAAGCGUGUAAUGCUCUUGAUGUCUGUAUUGACAAUCCUGCAUCGUUGACACCAAUGUUCUCUGAAGUUAAGAAUACCAGAAAGGAGAGGAUCAAUCUUAAAAUAAUUAACCACGAUGAAGUAAUUAGUGACUGGCCACGUCUGCUAGGUGAUGCUUUGGCAGAAAACACAUCGCUUACUACGCUGGAUCUUACAGUGAUCAACUACACACUGAAUCCAGGAAUAGGGAAAGACCUCGGGGAUAGUUUGCUGCGAAGUUCUUCAUUGACAGUUUUAAGUCUUACAAUCAGAAACUACAGUAACAUGGGAGAAGGCUGGGAAUGCACGUUGGUCAACACCUUGGCUAAAAUGGCAUCAUUAACUACACUUAGUCUCUCAAUUGACGAUCUUGGCAAGGUGAGGAAAUUUGAAGAAGAUUUGAUGCCAGUGAGGUCCUUGUCUACACUUUCCGUUGUAAUCAACAGUGGUAAGUUAACUGACUUUUGGGUUAAAUUUCUGAGAAAAUGUUUGGAGGAAUGCAAUUCACUAAAUAAACUCUGCCUUACAAGCAACACCUACCGCGAUUCAAGAGAAAUGUCCCUGACCUUCGCGCAUAUUGAAAGUCUCAUGUUUGGACUGGCAGGUACCACAUCAUUAAAGGAACUAAACAUGACAAUUAACAGCAUUACCUUUACUGAUUCCUCGAUAACCUCCUUCACUGAUUAUGAAUACUUGAACUUUGCAGUGUGGGUUCGUUCUCUGAAAAGGGGUUUAGCGAAAAACAAGUCAUUAACUACACUCAUUCUGACAGUAAAUGACUACACUGAAGCUGAGAAGCAUGGCGAUUGGUCUCAUCUAUUGAGACAGGAAAUGUUUCCAGAAAACUCGUCAUUGACUGAACUCAAUCUGACAGUCAACAUCCGCAGUGAAGUAAGUGAAGACUGGUUACCAAUUUUUUGUGACUAUUUA
Messenger RNA from Porites lobata, 3840 nucleotides. NCBI's taxonomy places the organism in Eukaryota, Metazoa, Cnidaria, Anthozoa, Scleractinia, Poritidae. The record is from the annotation of a GenBank genome assembly.